Messenger RNA from Acromyrmex echinatior (Panamanian leafcutter ant), 813 nucleotides. RefSeq names its product serine/threonine-protein kinase SIK3. Lineage: Eukaryota; Metazoa; Arthropoda; Insecta; Hymenoptera; Formicidae. Gene Ontology annotation, biological process: intracellular signal transduction; protein phosphorylation; microtubule cytoskeleton organization. Gene Ontology annotation, cellular component: cytoplasm. The record is from RefSeq and is a predicted model, not a curated record. Gene Ontology annotation, molecular function: tau-protein kinase activity; ATP binding.
AUGGCGAGAAGACUGGAAGAUAUAUCGUGUAAGAUAGAUGCUGUACCACCGCAAAUUUCAGUGACAGAUGUUCUUGGAGGACAAGUGACGUUAAUAAGUUGCUCGCCUUCUCCGUCUCCAUCACCGGAUUCACUCGAAGAUACAUUACCUCAUUACAACACUCUUCCGAGUUUUAUUAUUUCAGAGCCGUGCGAUCCUUCGAGACCUAGUAUAACACGCGGUAUCGGUAGACCACACAAUACGAUACCUACUGAAGUCGAAGUUCCUUUAUCUGAUGAGUCAAGCAGAUUAAAUUCCGAAACUAUAUUAGGUCGUGUUAAACAAAUAAUAGAUGCAAGAGCGCCACCGAAAGGUUUUAUAUUUUCAAGAGAGGAAGUGAAAGGUAGUGGACUUAGUUUAGAAUAUCCAGGUGGUGUACAAAUUGAACUUAGGGUAUUUGAAUCGGAAGAAAGAGAAACGAAAGGAAUAAAAAUGCGUAGGAUUAGUGGGGACCAAUUGCAAUAUAGUCAACUUUGUCAGCAAUUGAUUUCAUGUAUUACUGUUUGACGACAACCAGCAUAUAAUAUAUGUUUUUUCAUACAUUACGUUACAUUCCUAGUGUAUCAUACACUAUUCAUUACAGUAUUGCAAAUACUGCAUAUACACAAAUGGUAUUUUGAAAUUACCAUCCUUUAUAUAUAAUAACAUUACUGUGUUAUUAUAUUUGUGUAACAUUUAAUGUAUUAUACGGUUUUUAGUGUUUGUUUCAAGAGAUACAUACCAUCUACUUAUACAAAAAUUUAUGAAAUUGUAAAUAAAGAAAUAUAUUAGUUA